Brassica rapa (field mustard) is the source of this 6064-nucleotide messenger RNA. Its product is annotated as probable N-acetyltransferase HLS1-like. Gene Ontology annotation, molecular function: acyltransferase activity, transferring groups other than amino-acyl groups. The record is from RefSeq and is a predicted model, not a curated record. Lineage: Eukaryota; Viridiplantae; Streptophyta; Magnoliopsida; Brassicales; Brassicaceae.
UGGUAAAUAUAGUAAUAUUAAUGAUUAAGAUUUAGGAGUGAUAUUUGAAUAAAUAAAAGAAUUGAAUAAAUUAUUGUUAGAGAAAUAUAUGGUAACACAUUGUUAGUCUAAGUUUAAGGUAAGACCAAAAAAUAAUGAAUUAAAUGAAAGAGUCCAAACAACUUUCAAUAGGUAGAUUUUUUAAGACUCCUUCCCUUUUAAUAGUAUUGAUUUGCGUAUUGAAAUUAAUGCAUAUAUUAACAUCGAUAUUCAGAUUUUUCUGAAAAGAUUAAAUACGAAAUGGGAAUAACCUUUUAGCAAAGAAAAAUGGAAAUGGUAAUAACCACACGAUAACAUCCAAAAUCAUACUUUUUUCAAAAAAAAAAAAAACAUCCAAAAUCAUACAGUAAACAAUAUAUAAGGAUAUUUUUGAACAAGAAAAAAAAAACAAGAUAUAAGGAUAUUAGGAUAUACGUAAACUGGUAUCUUGCAUAUUUAAAAGGUGGAAUCCUCAUCCUACACACACACUAUAUCUAUGAUUAGACAAUCCUUUCGGAAAAAGCUUGAUCCCAUGAACAGACGAAUAAAAUAUAGUCAAAUCCAAAUUAUUUAUGUCGAUAAGCUAUUCAGCAUCUAUAAAUCAUAUAAAUUGACUAAUUACUUAUUUUAAAUGUUGACGUUUUCACCGCUUCCUAUUUUUUGUAGCACUCCGUAAAUCACCAAUUACGUUAUCAUAUAAUCUCCGAUUUAUUAUAUAUGAUGAUAACCUACAACAUAUGUGAUAUAGAUAAACAACUCUUCAGAUAAUGAUUCUACUAUGAAACUCUUUCAAAAACACCUGAAUCGACGGAUGGUCUAACAACCAACGGUUUUGCCUGCAGUACUCUGGAACAUCCGAUAAGCUUUACAUCUUAUAAUAUAUAAUAAAUUGCAUAGUUUUGAAUUUGAACUCCAAACUUGGACGUAAAUGUUUUUAAACCUGAACCAUUAAAUUACAUUGCGUCUACUUGCUAAUCUACUGAACAUUUAGAAGAAUUGGUUUAGAAAAAACGUAGGCUUUGAAUGUUUCGUGAAAAUCGUAUUUGUUUUGACAAAACGCAUCACAUUUAAUACUAAUAUAUAUAUGAUUGUGUUACUAUUAGGACGGCAUAAUAGUUGUUCCACGGUUGUUUGACAUGUUGCCAUUUAAACUCUUAAAACUAACCAUACAAGCAUGGUUGUGUGGUAAAGCAGAUUUAUUAAGCAUUCCGGAUUUGAAACCUACUGUUUUAGAUAUAUCUGUUUGUGUGGCCAAAAAUAUCUAAUUUUCAUUAUAUAUAAUUAGAUUUGUCUAGUGCUGGUUAACAAUCUUCAAAAAAAUAAUCAGUUAGUUCUCAGUUCACCAGAUAGUCGUAAUCAUCUUAAAACUGUUAAUGAAACAAGUUGGGGCCAUGUCACACGCACUUUGGUAAGAUAUAUUCAUUAUUCGAUUUUAUUUUGCUAAUAUUACACGUUCAUCAUUCUGAUCCGAUUUCAAGCGGUGAAUAUUACGAAGGAAUUUUAAAAUGAUUAGUUGUGUGAUUGAAGCAGCCUGACUUGAGUGACUUUAGCUUUUUAAAAGAGGAAUUUUCAACUAAUAUUAAGUAUAAAUGUAUAGUACAUCAAUUGUUUUAUAUUGCCAACUAAGAAUGUCGUCGCCAUACAUAUGACAUAUCUUUUCUUUUUUAAUUCAUGAAGUGUUGUUCUUGUCGGUUUCAAACUUUUAAUAUAUGGAAAUUCGACGAAUUGCUGACUAUAUCGUUUUUACGCGUAUAUAUCGACAAUUAUUCACGUAUGAAAUUUGUUUUUUCUAGUUUUUAAUGUUUGAGUUGGUAUGCUAUAUUAAAGCUUUUUCAGGAUUUAAGAAUUAAUACUUAGAUUUUAGAUAGCAGAAUAUUGAUAGGUUGUAAAGACUGCACCUUUUAAAUAUAAAUUCUUAUAUAGGUGCGACAAGAUAAAUGCCGAUUCGGCCGUUCAAAUGUAAUUAGUAUAAAUGCCCGAACUAGAUCAUAUAUAUUAAAAUUUGUUCAUAUAACUCGUGGUCUCAAAUUAAAUUGAUAGUCAAAUUCAUUUAUACAUGAAUUAGAAAACAUAGUUCCUACUUGUUAAUUUUAGAAGUGUCUUAACUCUAUAUGCACCCUAAAAGUGUUAAAUAUUUGUUGGGCGGUAUAGUAUGCUUUUUAAGAUUAAUAAAAUUAAUUUAUCUGAGAUAAAUAAAUUUUAUUGAAGGAAAAAAAAAACAGAAAUCGGGUUUUGGAACUACUUUAAACUUUGGUCUACUGAAUUAUAAAUUUAUUUAUUAACAUAAUCAAUAUACAAACCUUAAACAGAUACUUGCCUCGACACAUUAUUUGAUUAACUUUAGAGUAUCUCAGACCUAUGAAAAGGUCAGAGUAAUUCUCCAAGGGAGCUGCAUCACACGGAUAGAUCCUCUCUCAAAUAGACUGUAAGUAGAUGCCUAUAUCUGUGUAGGUAUCCAAGAAAAAUGUGAUUUAAUUUUGUACAUCAAGUAGAUAGACUUUGAAACAUGUUAGUGUUAUAAGCAUGUUUACUUUACCACUCGACCAUAAGAUCCUGGAAGACUCAAUACAUUUUUGCUCUGAAAUUUCUUUGAUUUCUUCAACUGAUUCGCGUUCGUUCAUAAGUAAGUUGUGUUCAUGACUUUUAAGAGUUUACUUAUCAUUUUGACACUUCUAUAUAUAUGUAAUGGUUAAUAAUAGUUAUAUAAAUAUUCUUUAAAAACUUUUUUGUUUAAUAUCAAAUGAGUUUUCAGCUUUAAUGAACAUAUUUUUUUUAUAUUUUUAUUAAUAAUUUAUUUUAUUUUUGGUUAUAUUGUUAUGAAAUAUAACAAAUUAGGGGUCGGUAUUUGGAUACUCAUUCGGGUUUGGUUGGGGUUUAUUCGGAUUUUGGAUUUUCAAUGUUAAAAAUUGCAGCCCCAUUAGAAUAAUUAUAAAUUUUGGUUCGGGUUCGGUUCAGAUUUUUUACGGGUUCGGAUAACCCGUUUAAAUUAUUUUAAAAUUUUCAAAAUUCAUAUAUACUUUAAAUUUCUCAAAAUCCAAAAAAUAAUAAUAUACAACAUAUAAAUUUGAGCAAUGUAUGCUGAUACCUAAAUUUAACAUAAAAAUUGAUUUGACAUGAACAUUUGGACGGAGAAUCAAUAUAUAUUUUAAGUAUUUUUGGUGUUUUGAACAUUGUUUAACUAUUUUCGUUAUUUACUUUUGAAUAUUGUAUAUAUUUCCAAGUAUUUUGGACAACUUCAAAAUAUCUUAUACAUUUUGGAUUUUUUUGGAUAUUAACUCUAAAAGUAGCUAAUAUAUUCAACUAUAUAAAUCUGAUUCGGAUACCCGAAAUAUUUUGGUUCGGAUCGGGUUCGGUUCCGGUUCUCUAGAUACCAAAGUUUUGAACCCGUUCGGAUAUUUAACCAGUUUCAAUUCUGUUUCGAUACUACUUUUUCAGAUCGGUUUCGGUUCAGUUCUUUGGAUUCAGAUUUUUUGCCCAGAGCUAAACCCUAGAUCAAAUGAUCUUUUAGCUUUAUUUUUAAAGCCUUAAUCUACCUGUAAUAUCUUAAACAUUUCUGACAGAGUAUCUAUAUAUUAUAAACUGAGCUAAAGAGCAAAUGAUCACAAUACUAAUUGGUAUACAUUCAUGAACUAUCAGAGAGAUGGGAUAAAAGCGGAGCCGCCAUUUCCACUUCUCACUCCCACUUUCCAAGCUCUUUUAAGGGUAAGUUCGAUAUCUAUGCUCGUCUUAAUCACCCAUUAAUAUUCUCACAUCAAUAGAUCAAAAAGCAUAAUUUCUUGACUACAAGUAUUCUUAUUCCAUAUAGAUUGUUCCUUUAUGCUAUCAAUAAUAAUUUUAUAGGCUAGUGAACAUUAGAAAAGACUGAUUAAUAUAAGUUGAAAAAUAAAUUAAGAAUAAUCUCAUCCCUCCAUUAUUCGAAUCUUAUGUAAUAACUAACUACUAGUUUGAUCAUUUCAGUUUUGUGCGUGUAAAUCUCACAAUAUAAUUAAUAAUUCUUGAUGCGUAUAUUUGUCUACUGCAAAAUUGACUAAACGAAUAAUAUAUUCCAAGUUGAACCAAGAAAAUCAAUAUAUUCUAAGAAAAAAAAGAAUAUUGGAAAUGACAUAUUUCACAGGGAAUUACCCAAUUAAUAUAAGGUCUUUUUAAACUCUCUCCAAUAAUAGUACUAUUUGGUAGAUUUCUAAACGGCCUGAACCUAAAUAUAUAUAUAUUAGACGUAAAUAAUAGCAAGUCAUUUUCAAAAAGUUUUGAAAAACUCUCUUUUAAAAAAAAAAACUCCAAAUUGGAAAGCUCCCGUAUAGUUUCUGAAGCCAACAAAAUAAUAAAACUGUAGCUGCUAUGUUCCUUGCUUAUACUUCACGUCAUACAAUUUAAUACUAGAAGAUUAUUAAAUAAAAUAAAAUCCUAUGUCCUCGGAAAAUCUGCUGACUUUUUUAAAAUUGCAACAGUCACCCCUUCCUCUAUAUAAAACCCUAGCUACUUCACACUUGUUUUCAGUUCUCUCUAUCUAUCUCUUUCCUCUGUGUUUAGAGUUUGUGAUAAAGAAAAAUAUGACAACGGUUGUGGAGGUUAGAGAAUACGACCCGAGUAAGGACUUAGCCACCGUGGAAGACGUUGAAAGGCGGUGCGAAGUUGGUCCGACCGGAAAACUCUCUCUCUUCACCGAUCUCUUAGGUGACCCCAUUUGCCGUGUCCGACAUUCACCUUCUUACCUCAUGCUGGUGGCUGAGAUUGCUACAGAGGAUAAGAAAGAGUUAGUUGGAAUGAUUCGAGGAUGUAUCAAAACCGUUACAUGUGGUAGCAAAACACUCGAUGUUACUACCAAACCACUUUACACUAAACUCGCAUACGUUUUGGGCCUCCGCGUUUCUCCUACUCACAGGAGGCUAGGAAUAGGGUUUCAGCUCGUGAAGGAGAUAGAGAAAUGGUUUAAUCAAAACGGUGCAGAAUAUUCCUACAUUGCUACUGAAAACGACAAUCACGCUUCCGUUAAUCUUUUCACCGGAAAAUGUGGUUACACUAAGUUUCGUACACCGUCCAUUUUGGUUAACCCGGUUUACGCACACCGGGUCAACGUUUCUAAUCAGGUUACGGUUUUCAGGCUUGAGCCGUCGGAUGCUGAGUCACUAUACCGGCUAAAUUUUAGCACAACCGAGUUUUUUCCACAAGACAUCGACUCAGUUCUUAACAACAAACUCUCGCUUGGAACAUUCAUUGCUGUUCCACGUGGCAGCUGCUACGGGUCCGGGUUCGGGUCAUGGCCCGGUUCAGCUAAGUUUCUCGAGUAUCCACCUGAUUCUUGGGCGGUUUUAAGUGUGUGGAACUGUAAAGACUCGUUUAAGUUAGAAGUUCGUGGUGCAUCGAGACUACGGCGCGUGUUGGCCAAAACAACGCGUUUGGUUGAUAAAACGCUACCGUUUUUGAAAAUUCCAUCUAUUCCAGCGAUUUUUCAGCCAUUUGGACUUCAUUUUAUGUAUGGCAUUGGUGGUGAAGGACCAUGCGUGGAGAAAAUGGUGAAAGCGUUGUGCGGCCACGCGCAUAACCUGGCUAAAGAAGGAGGAUGUGGUGUCAUAGCGGCGGAAGUGGCCGUAGGAGAGCCAGUCCGGAGAGGGAUACCACAUUGGAAGGUGCUAUCGUGUGAUGAAGACUUGUGGUGUAUUAAACGGCUUGGUGAAGAUUACAGUGACGGCUCUGUUGGUGACUGGACUAAAUCGCCACCUGGCAAUUCCAUUUUUGUUGACCCUAGAGAAUUCUGAUAUUUCAAAUUAGAUUAUGUUAGAAAACGAAUAUUUAUCUUUCAUGUCAGAUUGGAUGUCUUUUAACCUUUGGAAUGAAUGAUGUAGUAAGAUUCUUUCAAAUAUGUAUCUUGUUUAAAAGAGAUUCUAAGGUAUACUUCUUUAUGAUAAAUUGAAGGUAGUAUUUUAUAAGCAAAAUCUUGGAUGAAAUAUCCCUUGUUUGAAGGGAAUUUGUAUUUGUUAAAACAGCAAUCUUAAAUUCAAGUAAUAUUUUUUUUGUAAGAUUGAAACAAGUAAAGAUGAAAAGGAAA